AUGAUGGGUUACUCUCAAUCUCGCGUUACAAUCGCAAUUUUGCUGUUUGCCGUGUUGAUUGCGGUCUGCCUUGCGGCACCGCCAGCGUUCCCCGCUCAAGAUCUUCAAAACGAAGAUUGGCCCAUGUUGGAGGAGGAAGCGUUGGAGAUGCCAGGAGAUGGAACUGACGGACUUCAUGAAGAAAAACGCGCAGUUUUCCGGAUGGGCAAAAGAGCUAUGAUGAGAUUUGGUAAACGUGCGGUGAUGCGAUUUGGAAAGCGAUCUGUGUUCCGACUUGGUUGA
Caenorhabditis remanei is the source of this 282-nucleotide messenger RNA. RefSeq lists its product as uncharacterized. Lineage: Eukaryota; Metazoa; Nematoda; Chromadorea; Rhabditida; Rhabditidae. The record is from RefSeq and is a predicted model, not a curated record. The transcript has 3 exons. The coding region runs from base 1 to 282 and encodes 93 amino acids.